Messenger RNA from Dentiscutata erythropus, 234 nucleotides. NCBI's taxonomy places the organism in Eukaryota, Fungi, Glomeromycota, Glomeromycetes, Diversisporales, Gigasporaceae. The record is from the annotation of a GenBank genome assembly.
UCGCAGAAGGCUGUGACUAUAAUACAACCUGCAAAUGCCCUACUGGUUUGGCUCAAGAUGAAUAUUGUGGUGGUCAAAUUGGCUGUAACAAUACACACAUCUAUGAAUGUAGCCCUACUGGCAGUACUUGUGAUUAUGGUUAUCAGAUCAAUUGCUCCAUGUGUGGGGCUAAACAGUGUCCCAACCCUGUUGUUUCGGCAAUUUCACUCAAACCUACUAUUGUUACAAGCUCCA